AUGAAGCACUGGCAUACACGCCGAAUCCGAGAAGCCAUCGAAAUUCACCGCCACAACACCAUGCCCCAAGACUCAGGAUUAUACAUCAACGACAUCUGGAAACCCCUCAUCAACAAGUACCCGGUCACUCCUCCUCCACCACCACCUCCACCACCACCUUCACCACCCCCGCAGACACCCUACAUCAACCACCACCAUCCGCCGAACCCUCAAAGCAGCCGCCAGCCUCACAGCUACAAUGCACAGCAGACGACAGCAGACUACAAUGCCGCCUACGUCGGGGACACACAAAGCAUCUCGUCGACAGCACACACAACUCAUGGAUUUGAAACUCCCCGACGUCCGCAACCCGGAGACUCCAGCCCAGACGGACAGCCAGACGGACCAGCAGACCAUCCAUGUCCACUCCCCGAUGACUCAAGCCCGCACGGUCAUGUAUUUUUUCCCCCGACGUCCGCACCCCGAUGA
Messenger RNA from Strongylocentrotus purpuratus (purple sea urchin), 468 nucleotides. Its product is annotated as protein enabled homolog. The coding region runs from base 1 to 468 and encodes 155 amino acids. Lineage: Eukaryota; Metazoa; Echinodermata; Echinoidea; Camarodonta; Strongylocentrotidae. The record is from RefSeq and is a predicted model, not a curated record. The transcript has a single exon.